GCCCCGCACAGCACCGCACCGCACCUUCCGAGACGGAGAUAGAAGUGCCACACGUGGAUUUAUUUCACGACAGACCGAACCGAAAGCGAGAAAAAAACUGAGCCAAAUCCGACGCGGCGGGACGCAACGAACGGUUAGGAUGGCUGCAGACGGCGACUUAAAUUUGUAUUCCUGAUGCAUUUUUGGAGGCAUUGACCCAUUUCCUGAGUGAAUCGAGGCCGUUUUCACGAGCAAUGCAUUUAGAGGAAGAGCAUUGCCACCAGAAGACCCACAUCGACGCCACGAAGACCCCGACCAUCAGCGCCAUUAUGUUUGGCGCGGGCAUCUUCGGCAAUGUGGCAGCUCUGGUCAUCCUGGAGAUCAGACGGCGCCGGGACAUGAAGGCCGGGGGCACGUGGCGGCGGGCGCUGUUCCAUGUCCUCAUCACGUCGCUGGUGGUCACAGACCUGGCGGGGACCUGCCUGAUCAGCCCCAUCGUGCAGCUGUCCUACUCUCGGAACACCACCCUCAUCGAGAUGUCACGUGAAACUGUCAACGUCUGUCGCUACUUCGGCGUCACCAUGACUUUCUUCAGCCUGGCCACCAUGUCGCUGCUUCUCACCACGGCGCUGGAGAGAUGCUUCGCCAUUGGGUACCCGUACCUGUACAGCCGCUACGUCACCAAGAAGUGUGCCUACGUCACGAUCCCCCUGGUCUACGUGCUGUGUACGUUGUUCUGUCUGCUCCCGUUGGCGGGAUUCGGCGAAUAUGUUCAGUACUGCCCCGGCACGUGGUGCUUCAUCGACAUGAACCCAAAGAACCCCGAGGACCGAGCCUACGCCAACCUGUACGCCUCCGUCAUGCUGGUGCUGGUGCUGGCCAUCGUGGCGUGCAAUGGCUUCGUGAUGUACCACCUGUUCAAGAUGUACCAGCGCCGGAAAAGGAACGGCUCCAUGAUGGUGACCGCCAGAUCCAGCAGCGAUCGCCGGCAGACGUCCAUGGCGGAGGAGGUCGAGCACUUGAUCAUGCUGGUCUUCAUGACCAUCAUCUUCAUCGUCUGCACGCUGCCCCUGGUGAUCCGAGUGUACAUCAACUCCACAAAGAUCCAGGACGAGUCCCACCGCAUGGACCUGAUCGCGCUGCGCUUCAUCUCCGUCAACUCCAUCAUCGACCCCUGGGUCUUCAUCCUGCUCUCCCCCAGCGUGCUGCACUUCUGCUGGGACUCGGUGGGCCGGGCCCCCCUGGCCCUCACUAGGGGGUCGGUGUGUCAGUCCUCGGUGACCAAGGAGACCACGACUAUUAACCUGGAGCUGUCCCGCUCAAAACUGUACCCCCAGGACUUAAAUGCCGCGGGAAAUGUAUGACCGCGCUGGCUGCGUUUUGCUGUUAUUUAUAUUUAUUUGACCCAGGAUCAUAACGGGUGUUUUCCUGUCUGAUCACUUGAGCUGCAGAGAUCUGCCCUCAGUGAUCUCCCUCCCAUGUGAGCCUGGUCCUUAUCAGUUCGCCGGGUGUUUUCAUUCAUUAAUGGCCCUGAUAAGCAACUCCAGAGUAGCUCAAUCAGCUGGCGGUCGUCCCGAGGGCGCCUCCGCGCAUUUCUGACGUUUCAGCUUCGUCGCUGCAUGCUGAAGGCGAACCGACUUCUCUGGAGUUUGUUGUUGGUUUAUUUGGAAGGCUCCGCAUGUCGGCUCAUAUGCUGCCUGUGCAUUAUGUCAGUAAAUCAGUUCGAAACGGCUGCUGAUGCAAAUGAAAAACUGAGACUUGAGCGCUGGAUUGCUUCCCUCAUAUUCUGCAGCCAAAUAUGUUCAAACUCCGCAUCACGAUUUGUGAGCGUAACCUUCAGAACGUGAUCGUAUCACCCUGCUGCAUCCUCGCCCGUGACCCCUGACCUCUGCCCUGCUUUCCUAACCCUCACUCCUGCAGAAAAGUCAAAGCCUGGAGGGACCGGAGGUCAUACCCAUGAUCAUUUCAGAUUUUGUUUUUCAUAAGAUUUGACUUGAAAACACCUUCCUGUAUUUACUGACAGUAGAUCAACAUUCUCUUUUUCGACCAAUGAGGCGCCACUACAUUAAUGUCAUGCAAAUUCUAAAACUGUAACCAACAAAAUGCCUAAAAGUGGACCUGGAUUAUUCUGAAAAUUCAACAAGGUUAUUUUUAAAGGUUACAGUUUUUUUAAACACAGUUGUGCUCAUUGCAGUUGUGUCACCCUGAAAACGGAUCAGUGUUGUCAGUUUUCAGGUGUUGCUAAAAUCUCUUUUAAUGUGAGUCAUUGCACUAAAACAUAAAUUACGUUGAGAAUUUAGAAAAAAAGACAGCAGCAUUCUUAACUUUUUUGCUGAUUUAAAAAUAAUUCUUCCAUUCAUGUUUGAAAACGGCUUUGAAAAGGCACCGUGUUGCACCUUUAAUUUGUUUUAAGGGACAAAACUCCUCCACCUGUUUCAAUGAAAGGGCCAAAGUUAACGAGAACAUUUCAUUCGUGUGGCAUUCACUUUACAGAGGACCAUGAUGGAAUAUCACUUUUAUUGCAAGUAUUAUAGCUCACAUGGGAGACGUUUCCGUUGUUUUGCUUUCAGGUUCAUCAUUAAAAUGCUAAAAUUUGCAAUGAGUGUUUCGUUACAGGACGGUGAUGUCAGUUUUAAACGAGCUGCUAAAAUCAGACUGACUACUGAGUUACUGGAAAGAAAAGCCGCUAGUUUUUUUUUUUUUUUUUUUUUUCCAAGUAGUUUGAAAGAAGAAGACAAAAAAAGAGCAGAGUCGCUUUGGGAGUCUGCUGCUGCGACAGCAGAUCCUCCUUAAAUUAAAUUAAAACCGGGAUCAAGCCUCUAGCGUGAAAAUAAGCUACUAAAAUAUUUUGGCGGCCUCUCUGCAUUCAGAUCCCUGAAGAAGAAUGAAAAACGCGUGCAGCGAUGGGAGCCAGAUUCGGUUACACAAUAGUGCGAGUCUCGGUGUAAACAGUGGAUUUAGAGUCGGUGUGAGAAAAGAGCGGCUGAUUUUAUGUCGCCAUUGUUUUGUGAGAACAGCAGUUUAUUGCCCGUGUUGUUGAUUCUGAGUUCAGCAUCGAAAUGUUCAAUGUUUACGACAGUGACUUACUGCUUCCUGCCACUGUGUGCACGUUAGUGCGUGUGUGUGUGUGUGUGUGUGUACGUGUUUGUGUAUCUACAUAUGUGUGUGAAAGGCAAACAGCAAAUGUAAUGUACUCAUAUUGAAGCAGAAUCUACCUACUUGGAUAUCUUGUACUCUGUAAUCAAGUACUGUACAUGAACCAAAUGCACUGAGAGUGACUGUGUGUGUGUGUGUGUGUGUGUGUGUGUGUGUGUGUGUGUGUGUGUGUGUGUGUGUGUGUGUGUGUGUGUG
This is a messenger RNA of Salarias fasciatus (jewelled blenny), 3330 nucleotides long. It is a transcript of the gene ptger2a, whose product is annotated as prostaglandin E receptor 2a (subtype EP2). Gene Ontology annotation, cellular component: plasma membrane. Gene Ontology annotation, biological process: adenylate cyclase-activating G protein-coupled receptor signaling pathway; inflammatory response; cellular response to prostaglandin E stimulus. Lineage: Eukaryota; Metazoa; Chordata; Actinopteri; Blenniiformes; Blenniidae. The coding region runs from base 234 to 1343 and encodes 369 amino acids. Gene Ontology annotation, molecular function: prostaglandin E receptor activity. The transcript is spliced from 3 exons. The record is from RefSeq and is a predicted model, not a curated record.